This is a messenger RNA of Closterium sp. NIES-65, 1311 nucleotides long. NCBI's taxonomy places the organism in Eukaryota, Viridiplantae, Streptophyta, Zygnematophyceae, Desmidiales, Closteriaceae. The record is from the annotation of a GenBank genome assembly.
AUGGCUGAUCCGUCGGCGCAAGAUGUAUAUGAGGAGCUGGUGAAAAACGAGGUAGCGCUGAAGCUCUAUCAUGACAGCAACAGGGAGCGGCUACAGGUCAUGUCGGGUGUGUUGAUGGAGUUAGCGGGACGGCAGUAUAAAGGCGCGAGAGAGGUGCUGAAGGCUGCAUCAAUAUAUUUCAAGGAAGCGUAUGAGGCCCCUCUCCAGCAGAGCCUUACCGAACCAUGGCUGAUAGAGGAGGGGUGCACUGUACGGGACUUUGACAGGGCUCAGCUUAGUCGGAGUUGGACGGAGCAGGAGGUAAAGGUGGCGCUCAAAGGGCUCCCCUCAGGAAAGGCUCCCGGGCAGGAUGGGCUGUCGAAGGAGUUUUUUGAGCGAAACUGGGACCUGCUAGGGUCGGCGGUGCUGAAGGAGAUACGGGCGUUUGAGCUGUCGGCGGAACUCUCGGAAGCUUUCACUACUGCAGUCACAAUCCUCCUGCACAAGAAGGGUGACAAGGAGUCAUCAAGCAACUACCGACCGAUUACUCUGCUGAGUUUCUUCUACAAGCUGCUCACGAAGGUGCUGGCAAAUUGGAUUAAAGUGGCCUUACCGCGGGUGAUCUCCCCGAACCAGUUUGGCUUCCUCCCCUGCAGAAGCUUGAAGGAAGCAGUAUCACUGGUAGCAGACGUGAUUGACGCAGCGGCGGAAGGUGAUGAGGACUGGCUGCUUCUUCUCGUGGACUUUCAAAAGGCGUACGAUUCAGUGUCCCGGGAGUACCUGUUCAAGACACUGAGGGGCAUGGGUUUCCCGGACAAGUUUAUAAAGUGGGUGAAGGGUCUACAUGAUGGUGCUGCCAUGAGACUCCUGCUCAACGGCUGGUUGGGGGAUCGAGUGGAGAUGCUCAAGGGAGUGCGGCAGAGGUGCCCACUCGCACCAUACCUGUUUCUCUGCAUUAUCGAGCCACUCUGCCAGGAGGUGGAGAGGAGAGGGCUUGGAGUAAGAAAAAGGGGAGUGGCUGGGGAGUUGGCAUAUGUCGGCUACGCUGACAAUAGUACACUAGUGCUGCAAGGAAAGGAGCAGGUGGUGAAGGCGAAGUCCCUGCUCGACGACUUUGCUGCGAUCUCGGGGUUAAACAUAAACUGGGAGAAAACGAUACUGAUGCCGCUGGGGAUUAACAGGAGACGAGUGCAGCCGGACGACUCACCUUUCAAUUGGGCGACGAAAGACGUACCAGAGCGGCUGCUUGGUGUGUGGAUCACGUCUGGGGGGUCGCCGGUGCCGGCAUGGGAUAAAGCUUUCGAGAAGGUGAGCGCGGUGUUGAGCUGCUAG